UCUGCCGCGGGAAACUACCAGCGUCACGAAACGGCUAAAUAAAUAUAACCAGUCAUUUACACGAAAGAUCAUUUCAUCAUUUCAACUUAUUUAUCAUACAUUCUAGGUUAUAAAGCCAGCUUGCAACUUUGGCAAUAUACCUCAAAAUACGAGCUUGCUGACCAUGGCACUGCAGAAUGCCGUCAGAAGGGAGGUGACUAACCAGGCCAGCCUCAAUGGAGAUGAGGAGGAGGAAGAGUCACCUGAGGUAAUACUGAGUGUGUUGGCACAACAUGGACAAGUGGGCCUGUGCUUCUAUGACAGCAAAGAUUAUACGUUGCAUUAUAUGGCUGACACACCAGACAGCACUGACCUUAACCUUCUGGAAAGAGUCAUCCAAGAGAUAAGUCCCCAUGUCAUUAUCACGAGUGCCAAGCAGGAACGCAGUAUGGUGCGCUUCAUGCACACAUUGGGGUCAAUUCCAGACUAUAAACCGGAAGUGGUCACAUAUCCAUGUGUGGACUUCGGUAUGGAGGUCAGUAAGCAGAGGCUUCUGUCUGCCCACCUUCCUUUUCUUCCUGCCUCCAUCACAGACAGACUCUCCUAUCUCACUUCCUACAUGUCCUUCGACUCCCCCCUCAUGUUGCGGUCAUUAGGUGCUCUCUUGAAAUGCCUCGACAGAAGGAGAGUGGGUGUUGAGCUGGAGGACAGCAGUGUUGGGGUUCCGAUCUUACAGUUUCACACCUACACAUUAACAGGUGUGGUGUAUGUGGACAGAGACACAUACAGCGUUCUGCAGAUCUUCAAGUCAGAGCUCCACCCUUCAGUGUACAAGAUGCAGUCUGGCGAGAAGGAGGGCUUCAGUCUGUAUGAGAUACUAAAUCGCUGCAAGUGCAAGUUUGGCUCCAGACUGCUGCGCCGGUGGUUCCUGCGGCCCACCAGAGACAUGGAGGUGUUGCACCGCAGGCAGGAGGCCAUCCGCUUCUUUGCGUCACCGCGCAACUCUGACGUAGCCGGCACCCUGCAGUCCUUGUUGCGCAACAUCCGGAACAUUCCGACUCUCCUGCGCAGGAUGUCUCUCUCACACACAAAAGUAACGGACUGGCAGAGUCUCUACAAGACGGUGUACAGUGCAGUGUGUAUCAGGGACACGGUGCGUGUCUUGCCUCAGUCUGUUGGGCUCUUCCGUGAGAUCAGCGAGGGUUUCUCUGAUGACCUUCAACACAUCGCCUCCCUCAUAAGCAAAGUGGUGGACUUUGAGAGCAGCUCCACGGAGAACCGCUUCACCAUCAAGCCGAACGUGGACCCUGCUAUUGAUGAGAAAAAGAGGAAGAUGAUGGGUCUGUCGGACUUCCUGACAGACGUGGCCAGGAGAGAGCUGGAGCACCUGGACUCCCGCAUAACCUCCUGCUGUGUCAUUUACAUUCCUCUGAUAGGCUUUCUGCUGUCGGUGCCCCGGCGGCCCAGCAUGGUGGAGAAGGAGGAUUUUGAGAUAGCGGGUCUGGACUUCAUGUUUCUGUCGGAGGAGCGUCUCCACUAUCGCAGCCAGAGAACUAAAGAGCUAGACGACCUCCUGGGAGACUUACACUGUGACAUAAGAGACAUGGAGACUGCAGUCAUGACACAGCUGCAGACGGCUAUCCUGGAGAAAAGUCCCUCCCUGUACAAGGUGCUGGACUUGAGUGCAGAGCUGGACUGCCUGAUGGCGAUGAGCAGUGCCUCGCAGGAGUACGGCUACACCUCACCUAAACUAGCAGCCCACAGGAGGAUACUUCUCACACAGGCCAGACACCCACUGCUGGAGCUCUGCUCUCCUUUGUUUGUGGCCAACUCUUUCCAGAGCUCAGAGACCAAUGGCAGAGUCAAGGUCAUCACUGGGCCCAACUCGUCUGGCAAGAGUAUCUACCUUAAACAAGUGGGCUUGGCAGUGUUCAUGGCUCUCAUUGGCUCAGAUGUGCCAGCAAAGGAGGCAGAGAUUGGUCUGGUGGAUGGAAUAUUCACCCGCAUGCAGAGCAGGGAGUCUGUGUCUGUAGGCCUCAGCACCUUCAUGAUAGACCUCAAUCAGAUGGCCCAUGCUAUCAACAGCAGCACUGGCAACUCUCUCAUUUUGAUUGAUGAAUUUGGAAAAGGCACCAACACAGUGGAUGGGCUUUCCUUGCUGGCGGCAUCGAUCUCACAUUGGCUGAAUGAAGUUCCUGGAAAGGUUCCCCACGUGCUUUUGGCAACCAACUUCCACAGUCUACUCCAGCUGGGUCUGCUGCCCUCCACCAGCCUCCUCUCCCUGCUGACUCUUGAGACAGCGGUGGAUGGAGAUGAGCUGGUGUUCCUGUACCAGCUGAAGGAGGGCAUGUGCCAGUCCAGCUACGCUGCCAACAUCGCUCUAUUGGCCGGCCUGCCCACCAGCCUCGUACAGCGAGGGGUGGAGGCACGCACGCACGCACGCACAAAUACACACGCACACAAGCGCACAUACACACACACACAACAUGCACACUAUCCACAUGCACCAUCCAUCCCCUCACGCUCAUCAGUAACACUUUAUGUCAUCGGUUGUAAAUUAUGUAAAUUAAAGUUAUUAAGAAUACUUUAUGGUUGCUAUAAGUGCUAUGUUAUAGCUAGAUAAUUAUUACACAGCAGAUAUUUAUAUAUUUGAAAUUAUAUAUGACAGAUGUGAAGAUGAAGCCUAUUGCAACCGCAAAUAAUGCAUUUGCCUCCUUUUUAUCACACACACACACGCACACAAACGCAAACCUUUCUG
Molecule: messenger RNA, 2737 nt
Organism: Gadus macrocephalus (Pacific cod)
Lineage: Eukaryota; Metazoa; Chordata; Actinopteri; Gadiformes; Gadidae
Gene: msh5
Product: mutS homolog 5
Exons: 24
Coding region: 164-2602 (812 amino acids)
Biological process (GO): mismatch repair; chiasma assembly
Cellular component (GO): nucleus
Molecular function (GO): ATP binding; ATP-dependent DNA damage sensor activity; mismatched DNA binding
Source: RefSeq, a predicted model, not a curated record